UUGUACUCUGCAAAAUAUUUGCCAGUUAUCCAGUACUAUGGAGUGGUAAGGUAUAGUGUCCUAUACAGUGAUCAGGGAAUACACCUGUACUGUAGAGGGUACCUGAGUUCACUGAAUAGAAAGUGCUGAGUCAGGGUCACUGAGGCGUAACCAAAUCAUGCAACACAGGUAAGUGCUACCUGUGUGUGCGGCCAUUUCAACCCCAGACCUGGACCUGGAAGGUUCACGGAUGUCAGAGGCUGUGUGCCAGGGGAGAAAUGCCUAAGCUGUGUGCUUGGUAAUGAAAUGUUACCAGGGCUGUGUGCCCAAAGUUAUUAUCCAAGUUAGAGAUAGUUGAAGCCACUACAUGUAAGCUGUGUGCUAGUUUGGGCAAAACUUUGCUACUUGGAGAAGCUGUGUGCUAUGUCCACCUCAAUGGAGUGUGGGAGUCCUGGAAUGAAACAGGAGAGUGAGCUGUGUGCUCAGAAAUGCUAAAGAGAGACGCCAACAGUGACCUUGGGACAGGGAGCCAUUAGCCAUAGAAAGGUCUAUGUGCCAGACCAUAGUGGGAGCAGCAGAAUCCCUGGUCUAUUUAUGUGAAACCAGAAAGGAGAUAUUUGUGCUGGACUAGUACAGUGCCUACGGAGGGUAUACAUAUAUAUACCGAUUAUGAAAUAGUUAAACAACAUCGGAGUGAAGAGAACUUUGGGAACCAACCACAGUGAUGAACUAUAUAUAUUUGGGGUCUGGAGAGACAAUGGGUUUCAGAGACGGGUUUUGUUUUGUGUUGCACAUUAUUAAUUAAUUGUAGAGAAUGAGUGGGAGUGUGUAAGGGUGUUUUGUAUGGUGUAAAUAUUGUUUUCCUAUGAUUUUGUAAAUAUGUUCAAGUGAAUACAUAUGUUAAUGUAAUUUAUGUUGUUGUCUCAUCUGUUUGCAAAUAAUUAGGCUAAGCCUAUACCCACAAUUCUUGACAUCUGGUGGCAGCGGUGGGAUAGGCCUUGUAAUUAAAUCUAUUGCAAAAUUCAAAAAGCUGUAAUUACUGCAGACAGGUAUUUCAACAUUAAGGCUAAAUUAUACAUACACAUCAUUAUGGAUGUUAUAGAAUUGGCAAAGUUGGUUGAGAUAGGAAAGAGUUUAGGAUUAGCAGGUGAAGAUUUGCAGGUAUAUGUAGAUAAGAAAGAGAAAGAAAAGCUUGAGAGAGAUGAACGAGCUGAGGCCAGAGAUAUGAAGUAUAAGAUGGAUGGGUUACAGAUGGAGUUAGAGAUUGAAAGAUUGCGAAGGGAGGAGGGUUUAAGGAACCCAGUUGAGCAGGUAGGGAGCUCAAAGGCUAGAAUUCCAAAGUUACCUCCCUUUGACGACACAAAAGAUAACAUUGAUGCAUAUUUACAACGGUUCGAGAGAUUUGCGGGAGCAGUUAAGUGGGACAGACAGGAUUGGGCCAUACAUCUUAGUGCACUUCUUAAAGGUAAGGCGUUAGAGGUAUACUCUCGGUUAUCAGGUGAGGAAGCUGGGUUGUAUGAAAACCUUAAGAAUGCUCUACUUAAGAGAUUUCAGAUGUCGGAGGAAGGGUUUCGGCAAAAAUUUCGUACCUGUAAGCCUGAGGUAGGUGAAACAUCUGCUCAAUUUGUAGUCAGAAUAGGUAACUAUUUGGACAGAUGGAUAGACAUGUCCAAUACUGACCAUACGUUUGAAACUCUGAGAGAUUUACUGUUACAGGAGCAAUUUGUAAAUGCUAGUCAUAAAAAUUUAGCUCUAUUUCUGAAGGAAAGGAAUCCAAAGGAUUCUACAGAGAUGGCAAAACUGGCGGACAAAUAUCUAGAAGCGCAUAAUGGAGUGGACUUAGCAUCAUUUGGUAAGCCCAAAGGAAGUAAAGCUCCAUAUCGAGAAGGAAAUCAUAAUGCAGUUCCAAGCUUCAGUGAUUCUGAAAAGGAAGCAUUCAAAAAAGAGCGAAGGUGCUAUUCAUGUGGAGGUAAGGGUCACAUAGCUAGGGAAUGUAAAUCCAAACGUGCACAGACCACAGCUGCUAUGAUAGAGCAGGCUAGUGAAAACCAAUCUGGGUGUAGUUGUUCUCAUACAAAAGAUUCAGAGGAAAGAAAGCAAGGUAAGCAGAAAGGGGGAAAACACUAUCAGAAAUCAAGGGAGACGGCUGCUGCUUGUUCAGUACCAUUACCUAGUGACUUAUUUGAGUGUUGUACCCAGGAGUCUGAAGUAGUCCUAAAGUGUGGUCAUCAUUUACCCAUCGUUAGCGCUGCCUGUGGCAACUCUAGAGUGAAGUUAAAUGUUAAUAACGGGUUACCUGUAACUAUUGGAUAUAUUGGAGAAGUGGAAGUGUCAGUUCUUAGAGAUACGGGAUGUAGUGGCAUUGUGGUGAAACGAAAUUUGGUAAGUGAACAACAGUUAACAUCAAAGGUCGUGACCUGUGUACUUAUAGAUGGAACGGUGAGAAAAGUGCCAAUGGCAAAGAUCGUGGUAGACACACCAUAUUUUAAAGGGGAAACUGAUGCGCUGUGUUUUGAAAACCCAAUAUAUGAUCUAAUAAUAGGAAAUAUUCCUGGGGUGAGAGAACCUGAGCACCAGAUGGAGACCCCCAACACAGAAGCAAAUAAGUGGGAGGAGAGGAAAACGGAGGUCAAGCAGGAUAGUACAAUAUUAGUGCAAGCUGUGGAAACUAGAGCUCAAAUAAAGAAGGUAGGGAUAAAACCAACAGCACUCAAAGUACCUUGUGUUAGUGGAACAGACAUUGGGAAAGAGGAAUUUAAGAAAAUUCAAAACGAGGACGAUUCCUUACAGCACCUGAAGGAUUUUGCUAGAAAAGGGGGUAAGAGGAAAAUAGGGAAAUACAAUUAUGCUUGGUUUGUUGUAGAGAGGGAUCUCUUAAAACGGAAAUUCCAGUCCGAGAAAACAGAUCAUGGUAAGAUUAUAACCCAGUUAGUGGUGCCUAAGAAACUUAGACAAUCAGUGAUGGAAAUUGGUCAUAGAUCCACAUUGGCAGGUCACUUAGGAGCUAAAAAGACAACAGAAAAGAUCUUAACACAGUUUUAUUGGCCAGGAUUUCACCAGGAUGUGAAACUAUUCUGCAGAUCCUGCGACGUAUGCCAGAAGACAUUUCCGAAGGGUAGGGUGACUAGAGUACCUAUGACAGCUAUGCCGUUGAUUGACGAACCAUUUCGUAGAGUGGCGGUGGAUAUUGUGGGCCCUAUUCAUCCAAUGACAGAACGGAAACAUAGAUUCAUUCUUACACUGGUGGAUUUUGCGACCCGAUAUCCGGAAGCUGUACCAUUGCAGACUAUUGAUACCGAACAGGUGGCUGAAGCUUUAGUUCAGAUAUUUUCUCGAGUUGGUGUUCCUCAUGAGAUACUAUCAGAUCAGGGAUCUCAAUUUACCUCUGGUGUGAUGAAGGAAGUUGGAAGACUUUUGUCCAUGAAGCAAAUAACAACUACUCCUUACCACCCUCAGUGUAAUGGACUUGUGGAGCGCUUCAACGGUACCUUGAAGUCUAUGUUGAAGAAAAUCUGUGUAGAGAAACCAAAUGAUUGGGACAGAUACCUGGGAGCAGUUCUUUUCGCGUACAGGGAAGCCCCUCAGGAUAGUAUGGGUUUCUCUCCCUUUGAACUAUUAUAUGGACGGACAGUCAGAGGUCCAAUGUCUAUACUGCGUGAACUGUGGACAAAGGAGGUAGAACCACCAGAAGUACAGACAACAUAUCAAUAUGUGCUAAAUCUACGGAACAUUCUAGAGGAAACCUGUGACAUAGCCCAGAAAGAACUGAGAAAAUCUCAAGUACGACACAAACACCACUUUGACAGAAAAGCAAGGGACAGAGGAUUUAAAGAAAGAGAUCAAGUACUGAUUCUGUUACCUACAGACAACAAUAAGUUGUUGAUGCAGUGGAAGGGUCCUUUUGAGGUCAAGGAGGCUAUUGGACAGAACAACUAUCGUAUACAGAUAAAAGGUAAGGUGAAGGUCUACCAUGCCAACAUGCUGAAAAAAUACUUAACAGAUGUCGGGGAGGUAAGAAAACCAGUUGGUUGUAUGGAGAUAGUCGGAGCAGCUGUCAUUUCAGAAGACGAGGAUGAGGAUGUCGCCUUGACAAAUGAAUCCGAGAUACCAUUACCAGGAUUACAAGCAAAAGAGAGUAUCAGUGAUGUUAAGGUUGCCCAAGACCUAGAUGACAAACAACAGAGUGAGGUAAGAUAUAUUCUUCAGGAACACUCAAAGGUGUUAACAGACCUACCAGGAAACUGUAAGAUAGGGGAACAUGUUAUCAAGUUGACAACCGAUGAGCCAAUCAGAUCCAAGCCGUAUCCAGUUCCGCAUGCGAUGAGGGAGACGGUAAGUAAAGAAGUCAAAACAAUGUUGGAGAUGGGAGUCAUUGAGCCGUCGACGUCGCCCUAUGCAUCGUCCGUCGUGUUGGUCAAGAAACCUGACAAUACUAAUAGGUUUUGUAUAGAUUACAGACGCCUUAAUACAGUAACUGUUUUUGAUGCAGAGCCUAUGCCUGACCCAGAGGAAAUUUUCUCAAAAAUCUCCAUGAGCAAGUUCUUUACGAAAAUUGAUCUUAGCAAGGGUUAUUGGCAGAUCAAGGUGAAACCAGAAUGCAAGAAAUACACAGCUUUUCUUACACCAGAUGGCUUGUAUCAAUUCUCCGUUAUGCCCUUUGGGUUGGUAAAUGCCCCAGCAACAUUCAAUCGUAUGAUGAGAAUUCUUCUACGAGGUAUGAAAGACAUUGACAGUUUUUUAGAUGAUAUCUUAAUUCAUACAGAAACCUGGGAAGAACAUCUGGACAGAUUAAGGGAGCUAUUUGAGCGAUUGUCUAGAGCGGGACUGACAGCUAGACCAUCUAAGUGUAUGGUUGGAUUCCACAACUUGGAUUUUCUAGGACAUUGUGUGGGAAAUGGUGAGCUACGUCCAAAUCCAGAUAAGGUUAAGGCAGUGCAGGAGGCGCCAAUACCAAAUACCAAGAAACAGGUGAGGUCAUUUUUGGGGCUAGUCGGUUAUUAUCGCCGGUUUGUUCCCAACUUUUCGACUAUAGCUUUACCACUUACAGAUUUGACAAGGAAGGGACAGCCCAACCAAGUAGUAUGGAAAAGUGAGCACGAGAAGGCCUUCCAAUCAUUGAAGUCUGUGUUGAUAAAAGCACCUGUGUUACACCUGCCUGACUGUCAGAAGAUCUUUAUACUGAGAACAGAUGCGUCAAAUGUAGGGCUUGGAGCAGUCCUAAUACAGGAAUGGGAAACAGAAAGUUAUCCAGUUGCUUAUGCAAGCAAAAAGUUGCUGCCAAGACAACAGGCAUAUUCUGUGAUAGAGCGGGAAUGCUUAGCCAUUGUGUGGGCUGUUCAAAAGUUUCACCCAUAUCUGUACGGACGUACAUUUGUGUUGCAGACAGACCACCAGCCACUGGUGUUUAUGAACAAAGCAAAACUACUGAAUUCAAGGAUCAUGCGUUGGACCUUGUUAUUACAGGACUACCAAUUCAGGAUUGAGGCUAUCUACGGUAGAGAUAAUGUAGGUGCAGACUACCUAAGUCGACUGCCAGAGGUAGGUCAGUAA
Messenger RNA from Pecten maximus, 5529 nucleotides. RefSeq lists its product as uncharacterized. Gene Ontology annotation, molecular function: nucleic acid binding; zinc ion binding. The transcript is spliced from 2 exons. The coding region runs from base 1069 to 5529 and encodes 1486 amino acids. Gene Ontology annotation, biological process: DNA integration. The record is from RefSeq and is a predicted model, not a curated record. NCBI's taxonomy places the organism in Eukaryota, Metazoa, Mollusca, Bivalvia, Pectinida, Pectinidae.